This is a messenger RNA of Drosophila gunungcola (fruit fly), 4523 nucleotides long. Its product is annotated as multidrug resistance protein homolog 65. Gene Ontology annotation, cellular component: membrane. The record is from RefSeq and is a predicted model, not a curated record. Bases 406 to 4371 code for a protein of 1321 amino acids. NCBI's taxonomy places the organism in Eukaryota, Metazoa, Arthropoda, Insecta, Diptera, Drosophilidae. The transcript has 9 exons. Gene Ontology annotation, biological process: transmembrane transport. Gene Ontology annotation, molecular function: ATP hydrolysis activity; ABC-type transporter activity; ATP binding.
CUGACGCCACAGCCGAUAGACCCACCAGUCGCUUUGUGCAGUCGCAACGGAACAGACGCGGAACAUUUCGCUCCGGACAGCAUCGUACAACGAAAAUCAGGCAGGCAGUGGCAGUCAACGUCAUUGUGGAACCGCGGAAUGCAAAACAAUUAAAGAAAAAUACGAUCCCAGCCAGAUCCAGAUCAGGCUCAUCGGCAGUGCCGCAAUCUCCGGAGAGGGAGUUAAUUAGCCAGAGCCAAUAACCCAUUUGAGACCAUCGUUAUAUCCACCGGGCGGUUUGCCAGUGCAAACGAACUGCGGGCGUUUCGAUUUUUGGUUUCGCUCCGCUCUUGCGUGUGCUUUCUUAACUAUUAAUUGACCCCACCGGUCAAUGAGUUUGAAGUGUAUAGGCGAUAGUUCGCAGUGAUGACGAUGACGGAGACGACGACCCGCGAUGACGUUCCCAUUGAUGGGGAUGAGACCUUGGCGGAGGACCAGAAGAAGGGCAAGUCCAAGGAGAAGGCCCAGCCCAUGAUCAGCUAUUGGCAGCUCUUCCGAUACAUAGCCGGCUGGGAUUAUGUCCUGUUCCUGUCUGCCCUCGUGGCCGCACUGCUCCAGUCCUUGGUCUAUCCCAUCGCCGUUGUGGUCUACAGCGAACUGGUGGCCAUGUUCAUCGAUAGAACCCUGGGCCAGGGAACCAGUUCGGUGACCAUCGGAUUGUCCCUCUUUGGAGGCGGAAAGAUACUCACAAAUGCCACUUAUGAGGAAAACAUGCAGGAGCUGCGAAAGGACAGCGUGUCCUUCGGUAUUCUCAUGACCCUAAAUACUCUACUCAUGUUUUUCUCCGGAGUGUACUAUGUGGAUGCCUUCAAUAGGUUGGCACUAAAACUGACAAUCCGCAUGCGGAGAGAAUUCUUCAAGGCUACUUUGAGGCAGGAGAUCGGAUGGCAUGACAUGGCCAAGGACCAAAACUUUGCCGUCCGCAUUACUGACAACAUGGAAAAAAUACGCAACGGCAUAGCCGAAAAUCUGGGUCACUAUGUGGACAUUAUGUGCGAGGUCAUAAUCAGUGUGGUGUUAUCAUUUAUCUACGGUUGGAAACUGGCUUUGGCCAUAGUGUUUUAUAUACCCCUUACUUUAUUUGUAAACUCAGCUGUAGCCCAUUACCAAGGGAAACUCACGGGCCAGGAGCAGAGUUCCUAUGUGCGGGCCAGCUCGGUGGUGGAGGAGGUGAUCGGAGCCAUCCGGACUGUGGUGGCAUUUGGUGGGGAGCGAACGGAGUCCGUGCGUUACGAUACCCUCCUGAAACCCGCUCUCAGGGCAGGGAAAUGGAAAGGCGCCUUCUCCGGGCUAAGUGACACUGUGAUGAAGGCCAUGAUGUUCAUUACGGGAGCCGGAUCUUUUUGGUACGGAGCUAACUUGAUCCUCUUCUACCGGGAUCCAAGUAUUCCCAUUGACGAGAGGGAAUACACCCCAGCCGUAGUAAUGAUCGUGAUAUCGGGUAUAAUCGUGAGUGCCAAUCAAAUAUCGCGCACUUCUCCAUUUCUGGAGACCUUUGCGAUGGCUCGAGGAUCGGCAUCGGCAAUACUGGAGGUCAUCGAUCGUACUUCCCUGAUCGACCCGCUCUCCAAGGCGGGGAAAAUCCUCAACUACGGUCUGAAGGGAACCGUUGAGUUCCGGGACGUUUUCUUCCGCUAUCCUGCCAGAGAGGAUGUGAUUGUCCUGCGGGGUCUCAAUGUGGUAGUUGAAGAAGGCCAAACUGUGGCCUUGGUGGGUCCAUCGGGCUGUGGCAAGUCCACCUGCAUACAGCUGCUGCAGCGAUUUUACGAUCCUGUUUUCGGACAAGUUAUUUUGGAUGGCGAGGAUGUCCGCAGGUACAACCUAAACUGGCUGCGGUCGAACAUUGCCGUGGUGGGCCAGGAACCGGUGCUCUUUCAAGGAACAAUCGGGGAGAAUAUCCGUCAUGGAAAACCAGAGGCCACACAAAAGGAAGUCGAAGAUUCCGCCAAAGCGGCCAAUGCUCAUGACUUUAUCAUAGCCUUGCAUAAGGGUUAUGACACGGAUAUAAGCGAAAAGGGCGUUCAGCUUUCUGGAGGUCAGCGUCAGCGAAUAGCCAUCGCCAGGGCUCUGAUCCAGCAGCCUAAAAUUCUGCUGCUGGAUGAGGCCACCUCUGCCUUGGACUACCACGCCGAAAAGCUAGUCCAAGCCGCUUUGGACAAAGCCUGUAAGGGUAGAACCACCUUGGUGGUGUCCCAUCGACUAUCCGCCAUCAGACACGCACAUCGGAUUGUUUAUAUUGAAAAUGGCAAAGCCGUGGAGCAGGGCACCCACGAGGAACUGAUGAAGCUGGAGGGAUUCUACCAUAAAAUGGUCACCGUGCAUUCGUAUGACGAUUCCGCUGAAGAACUGCUCAACGAACUGGAAGCAGAGGCCGAGAACAAGGAGAGAAAGAUGUCCUACGAAGUGGAACAGUUCCAAUUGGGUCCGCGCACCUCCAUUGUGUCGCUGGAGAAGAAUGCCGACUUCCAGAUGAAAAACCUAAAUGGUCUGGCCAACCCCACAUUCAAUCAGGAAAUAGAGGAGCCGGGACAUCCAUCUGGAAACUAUAUCCGUACCUUUUUCCGCGUUUUGGGUUGGGCCCGACCCGAAUGGAGUUUCCUCAUUAUUGGCGCCAUUUGUGCUGGUCUCUAUGGAUUAACCAUGCCGGUGUUUUCGGUCAUCCUAGCGGAAUUAUACGGUUCAUUGGCCAAACCUACGGAUGAAGAGGUUCUCGAUCAGAGCGCCACCAUGGCCAUUAUUUCUCUGGUCAUUGGAGUUGCGGCAGGCGUGGUGUGCUUUAUCCAGACGUUUUUCUUUAAUUUGGCUGGAGUGUGGCUAACCAUGCGCAUGCGCUCAAAGACCUUCAGUUCCAUAAUGCACCAGGAAAUGGGUUGGUUCGAUCGCAAGGAGAACAGUAUCGGAGCUUUGUCGGCCCGCCUAUCUGGCGAUGCGGCCAGUGUCCAGGGCGCCAUUGGUUUUCCACUGAGCAACAUUAUUCAAGCUUUAACCAACUUCGUCUGCAGUGUGUCCAUUGCCUUUCCCUACUCCUGGGAAUUGGCCCUAAUCUGCCUGAGCACCUCGCCCCUAAUGAUAGCCGCCAUUGUGUUCGAAGCCCGUUUUGGGGAGAAGUCCGCUCUGAAGGAGAAGGUGGUGCUGGAGGAGACGAGUCGCAUUGCCACCGAAACCAUUGCGCAAAUUCGGACAGUGGCAGGACUUCGGCGGGAGGAGGACCUGAUAAAGGAAUUCGACAAGGAAUUGGAGCGAUAUCGUGUGCAGAUCCUCAGUAGACUAAAAUGGCGAGGACUGGUGAAUUCCCUGGGGAAAUCCCUCAUGUUCUUUGGCUAUGCAGUGACCUUGACUUAUGGAGGGCACAUGUGUGCCGAUGGCAAAAUCAAAUUUGAGACUAUUAUGAAGAUAUCCAACACGAUGCUUUAUGGCCUAUUCAUCCUGGCACAAUCUCUGGCCUUUACUCCGGCCUUCAAUGCGGCUCUCCUUUCUGCGAAUCGCAUGUACGAGAUCAUUGAUCGCAAGCCACAGAUUCAAUCACCCGAGUCCCUAGAGAUCCAGCAAAAUGGAAAUGGAUCUGCCUUCAAGACCAAUGUGGUCCAACAGGGUGUCAGCUUUCGAGGUCUUAACUUCUCCUACCCCUCAAGGCCGAACCUCAAGGUCCUGCAAAACUUCAAUCUGGAUAUAGUGCAAGGUCAGACGGUGGCCUUGGUCGGUGCCUCUGGAUCCGGAAAAUCAACUUGUAUUCAGCUACUGAUGCGAUACUACGAUCCCGGUGAGGGAAAGAUUCUCAUAGAUCAGGAGAGUGUUCACCACGAUAUGGACCUGAAAACUCUACGUCGUCGCCUGGGAAUCGUUUCACAGGAACCUUCGCUCUUUGAGAAGUCAAUUGCCGAUAAUAUUGGUUAUGGGGACACAACGCGCCAAGUGCCCAUGCAGCAGAUUAUUGAGGCCGCCAAGAUGGCCAAUGCCCAUGAGUUCAUAAUGUCCCUGCCUGCGCAAUACGACACGGUGUUGGGAUCCAAGGGAACACAACUUUCCGGCGGACAAAAGCAACGGAUUGCCAUUGCCCGGGCCAUGGUGAGGAAUCCCAAGAUUCUACUGCUAGAUGAAGCUACCUCUGCAUUGGAUUUCCAAAGUGAAAGGGUGGUCCAGCAAGCCUUAGACUCGGCGUGUUCUGGUCGCACGUGUAUUGUAAUAGCCCAUCGGCUUUCCACCAUCCAAAAUGCCAAUUUAAUUUGUGUAAUGCAAGCCGGAAGGAUAAUAGAGCAGGGAACGCAUGCUCAACUUCUGGCCAAAAAUGGCAUUUAUUCCAAGCUGUAUCGCAGUCAGACAAAAGCCUCUUGAAAAGACUUCAAUGGCAUCGAAGCACGGAAGUAUGCAGUAAAUAAUUCUUUGCUCUUAGUUAAGUCACAAACCAAACUGCUCUUUGCUUCAAUCAAUAGAACGUUAGGAAUAGUUGUUAAAUAAAUUUAAUAAACUAGCGAGCCCUAGGCGGA